Haemonchus placei is the source of this 761-nucleotide messenger RNA. The record is from the annotation of a GenBank genome assembly. NCBI's taxonomy places the organism in Eukaryota, Metazoa, Nematoda, Chromadorea, Rhabditida, Trichostrongylidae.
AUGAAAAACGCUCCACAUCUUGAGGAUCUUCACAGCAACUUCGACAUUGCCGAUUAUCAAAUAGUUGCUUAUCUUUUUGGGUAUUAUUAGCUGUUCAUCACGUUUUUCACUGCUGUUCAAGUUUUGUUUGCUGUUCAUCACGCCUCAGAGGGGGCGUUGGUGAGCGCCGUCGGACGUCGGAUGGGCGAGUCAUCGCUCUUGACGAAUGAUAGGAGGCAGCUCUGUCGAGAGGCAUCCGAAUUUGGUACGCCUUCUUGCGUCGGCUCCUUGUGUUGAGAAUGCACGGCCGUUGACCUCUCAAACCGUAGACGCUCUCUCUAAAGACAUCAUCCAGCACUGCUGCAGCUCAACCUACGCGUCGUCAGAUGGUAAAGCUUUCUGGCGAACGCUUCCCUGCAAUCCUGGAAAGUUCCAAGUACGGUAAACAUCCAACGCUAAGAUUCCCUAUACCAGGGCAGCCCAUGCGCUAUACGUUUGAGUAUAUGCGCACGGCCACGCAGGGCGAAGUGGUUUACCGCUGCAGGGGAUGCAGGAAGAAUUGGAAAACAACAAGCGUAGCGGUCGUGAGCGAGCAUUACCUCGUGGGGAACCCUGUUUUGCUUCCUCAGGUGUGCAUACGACGCGGAUGGUAUAUCAGGCAUUCCAGGAUAUUUCCAAGGAUGCGCGUUAUGCGUUAUGCACACAUGAGAGCAAAACAGGUCUACCAAAACAUAGCUCAGCAGGCGGACCACAGUGAAGUCGCAGGUAGGUUACCCUUAUGA